AUGGAGAUUGAGUCAAUGGUGGCAAACUGUGCUCUCAUAAAAGCACGAGAAGUAGGCAACGGUGGGAACCGCAAAGGAAGGAGUCGAAAAUGGAAGGAAUUUCUGCGUUUCCCGCACAUAAACGAGUGCACAGAGCUGGAGAAUAGCAUCGAGCGAGAUUAUUACAGUCUGUGUGUCAAACAGCCCAUCGGAAAACAACUCUUCCGUCUUUUCUGUGCAACUAAAUCUGAUCUGCAGCACUUCAUCAACCUGUUGGAUGAAACGGCGGAAUAUGAGGUCACACCGGAUGACAAGAGAAAGAACUUUGGAAAAGAACUCAUGAACAAAUAUCUCACCUCACAGUUCUCUAGGGUGCGUGCGAUUGUAGACUGGGAACUUGAGAAGUGCAGUGAAAAUAUAUUCAGCAGCUGCCAAAAGUCAGUUCCUCAAGUUUGUGCAUUUGGGUCUUGCAGGGCACUUCAUGAGUAUCUGAGUGGAGCUCCAUUUGCAGAGUACCAGAAAAGCAUGUACUUUGACCGAUUCCUGCAGUGGAAGAUGGUGGAGAGACGCCCGAUCACACGAGACAUAUUUCGAGAGUACCGUGUUUUGGGAAAGGGUGGGUUUGGAGAGGUGUGUGCGUAUCAGUCCAGAGCAUCAGGCAAAAUGUACGCAUGUAAGAAACUGGAGAAGAAGCGCAUUAAGAAGCAGAGAGGAGAAGCCAUGGCCCUCAACGAGAAACAGAUUCUAGAACGGGUCAACAGCAGAUUUGUGGUCAGUUUAGCAUACGCUUACGAGACGAAAGAGGAUCUUUGCCUGAUGCUGACGCUGAUGAACGGAGGAGACCUGAGGUUUCACAUCUAUAACAUGGGCACCGAGGGGCUCAACAAAGAAAGAGUAGAGUUUUAUGCUGCUGAGAUCCUGUGCGGCUUGAGCCAUCUUCAUAAAAAGUCUAUUGUUUAUAGGGAUUUAAAGCCAGAAAACAUUCUGCUGGAUGAUAAUGGUCACAUUAGGAUCUCAGAUUUAGGACUAGCCAUAAUCUUGCCAGAAGAAAAUCUUGUGAAGGGCAGAGUGGGAACAGUGGGAUACAUGGCACCAGAAGUCAUUACAAACACAUACUAUAGUGUAAGUGUGGACUGGUGGGGACUCGGGUGUCUAAUUUAUGAGAUGACGGACGGAAAUCCUCCGUUCCGCAGACACAAGGAACGACUGCCGAGACAGGAGAUGGAAAGACGAGUUCUGGAGAUGAUCGAGAAUUACGGGAAGAAGUUUGACGAGGACACCAAAUACAUCUGCAAAAGCCUCCUGGCUAAAAACCCAAAGGAGAGAUUGGGCUGCAAAUAUGGGCGAGGAUCAGAGGUCAUCAAAGGUCACGUGUUCUUUAAGGACAUCAAUUUUACGAGGCUUGAGGCAGGAAUGAUGCCGCCACCCUUUGUUCCCGACAUGAUAGAGACCGAGUGCUUCAAAGACCUGAAUGUGUUCGGGCCUCGAGGAACAAGAACACCAGAUCUGGACCGCAGCAUUGUGAUCCCAAAGACCAGCUCCGAGACUCCGCUCAUCCAUCGGAGUCCUCCUGAAUACGGCCGACUGCUGAACCGAUUCUUCAAGAGACGCCACAGGGGGCAGUCCGCUGAACCCAUAUAUCGCUCCUUAUCCAGCCAGAGUACUGAAUGACUUCUGCAGAAGAGGACAAAUCAAAACACUCUCCUUUUAAUCCUCGUGAUUUCUGAUUCAUGUAAAAGACACGAUGGCUUCCUCAAUGGAGAGGUUGUUUAAAGUGUCAGUGUUUAUUGAAAAGACUUCUAUUUACUGUAUUACAAACCCUGCUACAGUCUGCAGGGUUUGGGUACUUUUCUCAAGCUUUCAUAUGACUAAAAAAUAUUUUAUAUGCUCAAUUUGUAAAUAAAAGACAAAUCAG
Molecule: messenger RNA, 1894 nt
Organism: Sinocyclocheilus grahami
Lineage: Eukaryota; Metazoa; Chordata; Actinopteri; Cypriniformes; Cyprinidae
Product: G protein-coupled receptor kinase 5-like
Exons: 15
Coding region: 1-1650 (549 amino acids)
Biological process (GO): protein phosphorylation; signal transduction; regulation of signal transduction
Cellular component (GO): cytoplasm
Molecular function (GO): ATP binding; G protein-coupled receptor kinase activity
Source: RefSeq, a predicted model, not a curated record